Messenger RNA from Schizosaccharomyces cryophilus OY26, 2774 nucleotides. Its product is annotated as fork head transcription factor Sep1. The coding region runs from base 696 to 2717 and encodes 673 amino acids. The transcript has a single exon. Gene Ontology annotation, biological process: regulation of transcription by RNA polymerase II. NCBI's taxonomy places the organism in Eukaryota, Fungi, Ascomycota, Schizosaccharomycetes, Schizosaccharomycetales, Schizosaccharomycetaceae. Gene Ontology annotation, molecular function: RNA polymerase II cis-regulatory region sequence-specific DNA binding; DNA-binding transcription factor activity, RNA polymerase II-specific. The record is from RefSeq and is a predicted model, not a curated record.
CUUUUCCUUAAUUCUCCGGAUUUUGGAAUUGGAAACCGUUUAGAAGGAAAUCCAUGCCAUUCUAAAUUUUGAAAAGAGUUCUAUUUAAAUUCAGCUACUAUAUGUUUCUUUGUACCUGGCAUUUCCCCCAUUUCAUUCGUUCUUCUUUACUUGAUUUACCCUAUAUCAACUAACCUCAAAUUAAAUCCUUUUGGAAUUCACUUUCUUUCUUUAUUUUCUCUUUUUUUUUUGUUUUCUCAGAAAAUUGGUCAAGAAUCUUGUUCGGACUCAAUUUCUUUUUGCAGGCUGAGAUAGCAUCCGAAUAUCUUUUACAAUUACUUCAAAUACUCGCCAAUUCUUACUAGCUCCGCUUUAAAGGUUGGGAACUACUUUUUUUUUUGUGCGCGGCUGCUGCUUUCCGUAUUUGUAUACAAGGAUUGUAUAUUUAUCAAAGCUUUCUUAGGAAACUUUCCUGUCUAUCUUUCUUUUUGUUUUUUUUUAUCUCUUUUAUUUUUAAUUAAAACACAUCCUUCUCUUUUGGAAUGUUUUGUAUUUUUUGACGGUCAAUUUUUUUAACACUUAAUAUUUUCAUUGCUUUAUGAUCAUUCUCUGAAACCUGCCUAUUUAUCAAUUGCUAUUCUGGUUACGUUCUUAACGCUUGUUCAGUUUAUUUUAAUUUGUUUUGUUUUGCCCCUCUUCUUUUAUUUUAUCUCUAUAUGUCAAAUUAUUCUAAUAACCCGUUUUUUAGCCUGCAGACGGCAAACGAUGAUUUAAAAUCAUCUAUACCACCUCAGAAUGGUCAUCCACCUGGGAUAUCUUCGAUAAGCUAUAAUCCGAACUCUGUUCCUUACGCUGAUUUAUAUCCUCAAAGAUCGAAUACCGCAUCGAAUUCAUACAAUCACUCGAAGUAUCAUGCUUCUGGAAAAGAAAAUCAAAAUGUGUUGAAUGCUCCUUCAUCUAAAUCCCAUAGGCCUACACGUCCAUACAUCCCAUCGUACACUCGUUUAACAUACACUGUUCCCCCUUUACCUUUACCUCCUCCUUCCGAAUGCUCUCUUGAGGCUUUAACAGGUAGAAAACCUUCCGCUGUACCCUCUUAUGAAGAUUCUAAUCAGUUUUAUUUCCCUAUGGAUGAUGGCCGAAAACCCCCUUACUCAUACGCCAUGCUUAUUGGAAUGUCCAUCCUCUGCUCACCUGAAAGACGACUUACUUUGAGUGCCAUCUAUGAUUGGAUCAGUGGGACGUUUUCGUUCUAUAGUAAAUCCAAUAACGGCUGGCAAAACUCGGUUCGUCACAACCUUAGUCUCAACAAGGCUUUUAUGAAAGUUGAACGAUCCAAGAAUCUCCCAGGGAAAGGUCACUUUUGGGCUAUACGUCCUGGUUAUGAGGACCAAUUUCAGAAAUUGAGACUCAGAAAGUCUUGCGUUAACCCUCGACCAGCUCCACCCAUAUUUGAAGGUAAUGCGUUAAUCUCUUCUUCUGUUCCAAAUUAUACUGCUUCACUACCUAAAUCACAAGACGGAAAUUCGUUUAAUCAGUAUAGAGCUCCUUCUGUUGGACCCGCGCGAAGGUACGUGCAAUCAAGGGAGAUUAGCGCAACAGAUCGAAAUGCUUUUACUGAAUAUCCGCGCUUUUGGAAUCCUCGACAAACGAAAGUUACUGAUAAUGAUCCAUCCGAAUUGGAAACAAAGUUUUCCGAUUUGGGUGUUUCGCCUAUAAUGAGUACUGGCUCUCCUCAGUCAGCUGUUCAAUCACCGACACCACCUGUGUCUUCCCCUGAUUCAAGUGAAUCCUAUCGUUUAAAUACUUUGGACAAUAAAACUGAAAUAUCGAUUAACGAGAAUGAGUUGAGGACUCCUAACAAGGUUCGAGCUUCAUCUUUGGCACUUGAAGAAACGGUGGGACCUAUUUACCACACUUUGGAUACGAAUACUAAUGCAUCCCAUAACGAAAAUUACGUGGAUGAAUUGGACACACGAGAGGUAAGCACUUUAGCCUCUGAAAAAGAAGAUCUAGAUCCUCCUUCAUCGCUUCCUGCCUCUCCGACUCAUAAGUCUCGCAUUAUAAAGCCAACAAAACGAUCUGUUUCCAUUGAUCUUCCUACUCCGCCUCGUACGUUGUGCCCAAGAGCCCUUUCCAUUUCUGAUGAUAUGUCUAAUAAUGAUUUUAAUAAGUCUUCCCUGCUAUCCCCUAUAAAGUUCGAUUCAAACACACAGUUUGCUAGUCCAUCAACCAAUUUAAAGGAACAUCGAAACCGUAUUUUGCAGAUGCUUGCAACCCCUGAUGCAAAGCAGUUUAAUAAUAUUACAAACUCUACCGAAACAGACUCUUGGAAUUUCACUCCGUUUCGGCCUUCAUCUGCACCUAAUGACGAUAUUCUAUCCCACAGUUUGCAAUCAAUUCUAAAAAAUGACAGAUUUAAAUCUGAUUUGGAGAAGCUAAAAGAAAGCGAUUCUUCCUUUGUGGAAACUCCUACUAAGCCGCAAUGGGAUAAUAAUUUUGAUAUGUUUGAUGGCGAUUUUUUGGAAGCAAUGGAUAUGUUUAAUUGUGAUGCUAUGCCAUCUAAUGUCUUUAGCCCUAUAAAAGCUUCACCAAUAAAACGUGAGGUGCGACGAAAGCAUGUUCCUAGUAGUCUUGUGUUAACACGGGCAUCCAUUGCGCAGGAUGACAGUUAUCUACCGUCUCCUACAAAGCGAAAAAUGCCACAAUUGGGAAGACAAGCUUCAACUAUGUUUUAAAUCUUCAUAAAUUUUUAAUCACUGUUAAUUAAUACAUUUGAGUUACCCGGUUGUGGG